UACUUGCUCUGGCAUCCGCUUUCGUCACUGUCUCAGCUGAGCGGCGCUGGUUGAAGGGGCACGUGUACUGCUGAAUGGAGCUGGUCGCUGGUUGUUACGAACAGGUCCUUUUUGGGUUCGCAGUACGCCCCGAGCCAGCUGCAGGCGGCGAUCACGAGCAAAAAUGGACUCCUGUGGCUGACUUCACUCACCAUGCCCACACUGCCUCCUUGUCAGCAGUGGCUGUAAAUAGUCGUUUUGUAGUCACUGGGAGCAAAGAUGAAACAAUUCACAUAUAUGACAUGAAAAAGAAGGUAGACCAUGGGGCUCUAGUGCAUCACAACGGCACGAUAACUUGCCUGAAAUUCUAUGGCAACAGGCACUUAAUCAGUGGGGCAGAAGAUGGAGUCAUUUGUGUCUGGGAUGCAAAGAAAUGGGAGUGCCUGAAGUCCAUUAAAGCUCACAAAGGACACGUGACCUUCCUUUCUAUUCACCCAUCUGGCAAGUUGGCCCUGUCUGUGGGUACGGAUAAGACAUUGAGAACAUGGAAUCUUGUGGAAGGAAGAUCAGCAUUCAUAAAAAACAUAAAGCAAAAUGCUCACAUAGUGGAAUGGUCCCCAAGAGGAGAGAAAUACGUAGUUGUUAUGCUGAAUAAAAUAGAUAUCUAUCAACUUGACACUGCAUCCGUUAGUGGCACCAUCACAAAUGAAAAGAGAAUAUCUUCUGUUACGUUUCUUUCGGAGUCUGUCCUUGCAGUGGCUGGAGAUGAAGAAGUUGUAAGGUUUUUUGACUGUGAUUCACUAAUGUGUCUCUGUGAAUUUAAAGCUCAUGAUAACAGGAUAAAAGACAUGUUCAAUUUUGAAAUUCCAGAGCAUCAUGUUAUUGUUACAGCAUCAAGUGAUGGUUUCGUCAAAAUGUGGAAGCUUAAGCAGAAUAAGAAAGUUCCUCCAUCUUUACUCUGUGAAGUAAAAACUAAUGCCAGGCUGACAUGCCUUGGAGUGUGGCUAGACAGAGUGACAGACACAAAAGAAAGCCUUCCUCCGGCUGCAGAGCCUUCUCCUGUAAGUAAAGAAGAGUCCAAAAUCAAAAAGGAAGCUGGCAAUAUAGUGCAGGAAGAAGAAAGGCAGUCCAAAGCUAAUACGAAGAAAUGUGGUUUAACUGAUGACAGUAAUAAGCCAACGAAAGGAAAUAGCCUGGUGUCAACCAAGAAGAGGAAAAUGGUAGAAAUGUUGGAAAAAAAGAAGAAAAAAAAGAAAAUAUGAGUGAUACAGUCAAUCCCACAUUCCUUCUAUGAGAAAAACUUAUUAGAUGGAAUCAUUCUUUUCAAAUGUGCCUGCCUCGCCUCCACAAGUAAAAGCUAGAAAUUUCUUCUUUUGGAGAAGAUGUACAGCUUAAAAAAACAGACAAACACAUUUAGAUGUUUUCUAUUUUUAUUUUUUAUUUUUAACAAUGGUAAAACAAUUUUUGGUAGGCAGUGUUCUAUUAUGUAUUAUAUAUCGUGAUAUAUAAUAUAUCGAUAUAUAUAUCGUAUAUAUCGUAUGUUAAUGUGUAAUAUAUAAUUUUUACCAUUGUAUAAAGCAAAUAAAGAUCUUAAAAUAUUUAGUUUAAAAUAUGCACAGUUUUGAACACAUUCUUUACCAGAGAUGGAUAAAAAAGUUGUUUUUCAGAUUUUUCUCCUAAAUGGGGGAAGAAUAAAACUUAGCCUUCCUUUGGCUUCUUCAGAUGAUUCUAGUACUUUUAAUGCAGAUUUUGAUCCUUUUCGUAACCAAGGUAUAAAAAGAUUUUCAUACCAGUAAGUAUAUAUUAAGACCAACUCAAAACUCAUGGACAUGUAAAAUAUGUAUGCAUAAAGUGUAUGCUUAAAUUCAGGGCUAUGUCCUUAAGAAGGUUCUUAGAUUGCCAAACCUCAUCAGACUACUCUGCUUCCACGCUGUGGAUGAGAAGAUAAUUGAAGGUUUGGAAAAUGACAUUUUCAGGGUAUGUUGUUUUUUUUCCCCCAUCUGUUUCAGGCCAACAAAAACAGUCAUUUAGUUAAUCCAAUAAAGAUAAUCUUAAAUUCAGCCUGUUAAUUAUAAUCUUGUCAUCUCUCUCUUCCUUGCCCACCCCCCCCCCCCAGUAGAUUCCUGGGUAUUUUGAAAAGACACAUUAAUAGAGGAUUCAUAGAUGUGAAUUAGCUGACCAGAUGUCAAAUACCUAAGGCUGACAGGGGAAUCCCUCCUGUUGAGGCAAAUUAAAACCUCAAGCAUUUGGGCACUGGAAUUGCCACUCACUUCACAGGAGGAAAUCAUCUAGGAAGUGAGCCAGAAUCCGUGUCUGACAUUUCAGGCUACCUCCUCGUUAACUUCAGGCCUAAAAACAAAGAUGAAUAAUAUAGAUUUGGGUUUUUUAUUAUGUUUUUGUUUAAAUAUUUAAGAUUUUUUAGAGCAGUUUGAGGUUUGUUUAUAACAAAAGGGAGAAGGUGCAGAGAUUUCCCCUGUACCCGCUGCCUCUACCAUGCACAGCCACACCUGAUAUCCACAUCACUCAUGAGAAUGGUACGCUUUUUACCAGGGAUGAACCUACACUGACGUGUUCGAUUCACCCAAAGUUCAUGGCUUACCUUGGGGAUCACUCUUGGUGUUGAACACUGGAUGGGUUUGGAAGAAUGACCUAUUAUAAUCCACAGAGCAUUUCCACUGCUCUGCAACAACUCUUGUGUUCUGCCUGUUCAUCUCUCCCCUACCCAACCUUCCACGAUCACUGAUCUUUUUAUUGCCUCCAUAGUUUCGCCUUGUCCAGAAUGGCACGUACUUAGAAUCCUACGGUACUGUAUCCUUUUCAGAUUGGCUUCUUUCACUUAGGAAUAUGCAUUUAAGUCUCUUCUGUGUCUUUUCAUAGCUUAAUAGCUCAUUUCUUUUUAAUGCUCAAUAGUAUUCCAUUGUAUGUGCCACACAUUACCACUCAUUCACUGCUGGAGGACAUCUUGGUUGCCUCCCAAGUUUUGGCAGUUACGAACUUGCCAUAAACAUUUGCAAGUUUUGGGGUGGAUGUGUUUUCAACUCCUUUGGGUAAAUACUAAGUAGUGUGACUGAUGGACUGUAUGGUGAGUGUAUGUGUAGGUUUGUGAGAAACGGCCAUCCUGUCUUCCAAAGUAGCUGUACCAUUUUUCAGUCCAGAACAUUUGUCAGUGUUCUGGAUCUUGGCCAAUCUUGUGUCUAGUGGGAUUUCGUUAUUUUAAUUUGCAUUUCCCUGAGGACCUACGUGGAGCUUUUCCUAUGCUUAUGUGCCAUCUGGAUAUCUUCGGUAAAGCGUCAAGCUACUUGGCCUAUUUUUUAGUUAAAUAGUUUCCUUACUAUUGAGUUUUAAGGGUUCUUUGUACUUUAGGGGUGCCUGGGUGGUUCAGUUGGUUAAGUGUCCGACUUCAGCUCAGGUCAUGGUCUCACAGUUCAUGGGUUCUAGUCCUGCAUCAGGCUCUGUGCUGACAGC
Prionailurus viverrinus (fishing cat) is the source of this 3444-nucleotide messenger RNA. RefSeq names its product PAK1 interacting protein 1 (gene PAK1IP1). Lineage: Eukaryota; Metazoa; Chordata; Mammalia; Carnivora; Felidae. Gene Ontology annotation, molecular function: protein binding. The coding region runs from base 75 to 1241 and encodes 388 amino acids. The transcript is spliced from 10 exons. The record is from RefSeq and is a predicted model, not a curated record.